This is a messenger RNA of Saccharomyces cerevisiae S288C, 1059 nucleotides long. It is a transcript of the gene PRM6, whose product is annotated as pheromone-regulated K(+) transporter PRM6. The transcript has a single exon. Gene Ontology annotation, biological process: potassium ion transmembrane transport. Bases 1 to 1059 code for a protein of 352 amino acids. NCBI's taxonomy places the organism in Eukaryota, Fungi, Ascomycota, Saccharomycetes, Saccharomycetales, Saccharomycetaceae. Gene Ontology annotation, molecular function: potassium ion transmembrane transporter activity. Gene Ontology annotation, cellular component: cellular bud tip; vacuolar lumen; plasma membrane. The record is from RefSeq and is marked reviewed.
AUGGAAUCAAGUUUACAAAAAUUGAAAUUCCAGGAUAUUGACAUAAAUCUUAUUCCUACUGCGAAGUGGACCACAAAAUUACAGUAUAUUCUAUACACCUGGUGUCAGUCGAUACUACAUGUGGCCAUGUUUUUUUCUGAUAUAUACACGUGUAUUAAAUUACUGGCAUUUAACACAUGGUCGAACAAUAUCAUCCAACCAUUCUUGGAAUUCCGUAUUUCAAAAUGGUUGUUUAGCGGAUGCAUAUUAUGCUCCUCAUUAAUAUUAAUUUGGGAGUUGGUAAUUGGAUUGAGAGUGUAUAGGAAGAAAGAGAUUACAUCGAACUACAUGAAUGGCAUUAGCAGAUUAAUAAAUUGCUUGUUCAAUUUCAAAAAGUAUCAAAUUUUCGAACUAAUAGUGCUGACUGAUGAGAAAAAAUUCAGUAAGUGGUUAUUCUUUUCAUAUUUUGAAAUCAGUGGAUGUUUGAGGCUAUUGUUCGGUGACUCUCCAAGGCAAAUAAUCAACGGAUUAACUUUGUGGUCAGUUUUACUGACAGUUUCGAAUGAGACCAGUAGCGGAACCCAUAGUACUCAAAGCCUAGGUAAUUUAGAUGACCUAAAUGGAAUAAUAAACAAGAUAAAACAUAUUGCUAAGACAAAUUACGAAGAAAGUGUGAUCUUGUCCUUCAUGUUGUUCUCGUUUAUCAUAUGGGUAAUUUUAAUAAGCAAAUUAAUUCUAAGCAUAAUAAUAUUCAUCAUUUUUAUACGUCCGAGAUUUUUGUCUAGUAAAAGGAAGGUUAAGGGGUAUGAAUUGAAACUACGAAAGUAUGUGUCUAAAGUCAUUGACGAGAAUUUAAGUAGAACUGUCUACGAAUUGGGAAUAUUGAUAGAUGAUGAGGAAGAAGGGACCAUAUGUGGUGACAACAAAACGCAAAAAAAAUUCGAUUAUGAUAGUCCUGAUUAUGGCGACGAAAGCACAAUACCGAGUUACUACUGCUACUCGGAUGUAGAAACGUACGAAAGAGUAUAUACGCCCAUAAAGGCAUAUUUCCCCCAGAAAUACAAACAUAAAUACAUAUAA